Messenger RNA from Pristis pectinata (smalltooth sawfish), 2114 nucleotides. RefSeq names its product integrin alpha FG-GAP repeat containing 2 (gene itfg2). NCBI's taxonomy places the organism in Eukaryota, Metazoa, Chordata, Chondrichthyes, Rhinopristiformes, Pristidae. Gene Ontology annotation, biological process: regulation of TOR signaling. The record is from RefSeq and is a predicted model, not a curated record. Bases 160 to 1479 code for a protein of 439 amino acids. The transcript has 12 exons. Gene Ontology annotation, cellular component: KICSTOR complex.
ACUGACGCCUGCCGUAAUUCACAGUGCUGGACGUGAUGCUGUAAAAUUUGAUUGGCGGUGUCGUGCUGCAGCCAUGGAGAUGACCGAAAACUACAGUUAGUGCCGUUACAGGGAGCAGAGGCUGUGAAAAGAGUAACGCAGCAGGCUUUGUGCCAAGCUAUGAGGUCCGUCAGUUAUGUGGAGAGGGUGGCGUUGGACUUCACUGGAAAUUUGUUCACACAGGCCAUCUGCCUGGGUGACACAGACAACGACGGGUUGAAUGAACUUGUGGUUGGGGAUACCAACGGAAAACUAUAUGUAUACAAGAACGAUGACUGCAAGCCAUGGAUUACCAGAUCUUGCAUUGGAAUGGUAACUUGUGUUGGUGUAGGAGAUAUCUGCAAUAAAGGAAAGAAUUUUGUUGUUGCUGUGGGUGCUGAGGGUUGGUUCCAUAUCUUUGAUCUGAGCGGCAUAUCAACCAAGUCAGACACUUCUAGUCACCAUGACUGCCUAUUUAGUGAUGAACAGAAAGCGUUUUACACACAGCAUAUCCCUGCUAACACCAAGGUGAUGCUCAUUAGUGAUAUUGAUGGAGAUGGAAAGUGUGAAAUGGUGGUAGGUUAUACUGACCGUGUAGUGAGAGCAUUUCGUUGGGAAGACUCCUCGAUUGAUAGCUCUGGACAGCUGAUACUACUGAAAAAAUGGCUUCUGGAAGGACAGGUAGACAGCCUUACUGUGAAUCCAGGGUCAGAUGGGUCCCCAGAGCUGAUGGUUUCACAGCCAGGCUGUGCAUAUGCUGUUCUACUUUGCACCUGGAAAUUGGAUCAAGAGAAGGCACCAAAAAGAAAUCCAUCUGGAGCAUCCAACAGUGAGGGCCUCAUUCGAGAUGUAAUUCUACACCAGACUUCAGGCCGGAUUCAUAAUAAGAAUGUUUCCACUCAUUUAAUUGGCAGCAUAAACCGAGGCUGCUGUGAUGAUGCAUCCAAGUCUGGCUUGUUUGCACUGUGCACAUUGGAUGGAACCCUGAAACUGAUGGAUGGGUCAGAUAAACUCCUAUGGUCUGUUCAAGUGGAUCACCAACUCUUUGCCUUGGAAAAGUUAGAUGUAACAGGUGAUGGACGAGAAGAAGUGGUGGCCUGUGCUUGGGAUGGUCAAACCUAUAUCAUCGACCAGAAUAGAUCUGUUGUUCGCUUUCAGUUUGAUGAGAACGUCAGUGCAUUUUGUGCUGGCAUGUACGCGUGCAAAGAUGGUCGGAAUAGCCCUUGUUUGGUGUAUGUCAGCUUCAACCACAAAAUCUAUGUGUACUGGAAGGUGGAAUUGGAGAGAAUGGAAUCUACCAACAUUUUGAAGGUGCUGGAGACAGAUGAGUUCAGGAACCUACUGCAAGCAACAUCUGUUGGUUCGACUUUUCCAAAGCUCUUCUCCAUGGUCCUGUUGAAGAGAGAGCUUAUCAAUUGUGAAACACCAUAUUGUUGGAUGAUUUGUGGCACUAGCUAUUAACUUUGCCAAAAUGUUAUUGUAUACUUAACAUUUUCAUGUUUUAUAAAAUUGUUACAUUUACACAUUAAUAACUUAUUGGCCUCAUAAAUAUUUAAAUCUCAUAAUUAAUUGCAAAGUACUAAUUUUAACAAUGUAAUAAUUGUUAAUAAUUGUGCACCACUCUGACUAAAAAAAAGAGCAAUUAAGACUGUUCCCUCAAGUAGUGAAUUGGAGAUUUCAAAAAUAUAAAUUUAAUUUUUUUUAAAAUUACCUAUCCUUUUUGACUAUCUCCUUUUCUCAGCAGUACUUUGGUAUACAUCUGAUUUGAUAUUAAAUUUAAUCAUUCUGAUCCACCCUGCUUCUCAAUCAUUCCUACUUUUGUUCUUCAUCCUUGUAUAUCAUUGGUUAAUGAGUACCCUGUACAUUCAGUCAUUUACCAGGAUCCGAGUUGUUCAUGCUUUGCAUCCUUUCACCAAUGACUUAAAUAGUGUAGGAAAAUGUUUAAUUUUUUUUUAUUCGGGUGCAGAAUGUAGGGAUAUGGUCAUUGCUGUCUAGGUUAGAAAUUCUUCUUCUUCCCUAACUGAUGUUGAAGUUACUUGCUUGGUUUUAAAAGACUUUAAGUAUUAAAGCAAAAAUAAAAAUUGAAUCCCAAGAGU